AUGCUAGUGGAUUCGAUCAUUAAAACCGGUCCUCUGCCAGCGGUUGUGUUUAUUCCUGCCUCCUUCUCCCCGACUUCGUUCUACAACAAGACCAUUGACAAGCUCCGAGUGAUUGGGAUCGAGGCAAUAAUACACAGUCUACCAUCAGCGAGCCGAAGGCCGCCUGAACAGGCAGCCACAUUAGCAGAAGAUGUCGCGUACUUUCACGAUGUCGUUGCAAAACUCGUCGAUCAGGGCAAAGAUGUUGCUCUCGUUAUGCAUUCGUACGGAGGUAUUGUGGGUACAGAGGUCUGCAGAGGGCUAACGAAGAAAGAGAGAGAAGGAAAUGGUAUGAAGGGAGGGCUGGUAAGACUGGUGUAUGUCACUGCAGUUGUGCCGAUGCUUGGACAGUCUCUGAAUGAUGUGCUGGGAUCUCCAGCGAAUCUGAAGACCCAGGACGGGUACAUGAGAAAUGAACCAUAUGAGGACUGCGCAAAGUCUCAAUUCUCAGAUUUACCGCUGCAAGAAGGAGUUGCUUGGGUCAAACGAAUGACUGUUCAUUCGGCAGCCAGUUUUGCGGACAAGCUGAUGUUUGCGGGUUAUAACUAUCUUCCUGUGUCAUGGUUACUGUGUGAAGACGAUCAUAUCCUGACUGCAGACUUCCAACGACAGACUAUUGUGAUGAUCGAACGGGAGAGUGGAAACAAAGUUGCUGUUAGUAGACUUAGAGCUGGACACUUUCCAAACGCGAGUAUUCCGGAAGACACGGCGAAUGCUAUAUUCGAGGCGAUUACGGCGGAAUGA
Exophiala oligosperma is the source of this 783-nucleotide messenger RNA. RefSeq lists its product as uncharacterized. Bases 1 to 783 code for a protein of 260 amino acids. The transcript is spliced from 2 exons. The record is from RefSeq and is a predicted model, not a curated record. NCBI's taxonomy places the organism in Eukaryota, Fungi, Ascomycota, Eurotiomycetes, Chaetothyriales, Herpotrichiellaceae.